AAUCACUCAACUGCAAUUAAUAGGGGAAAAUUUCCAACGAACUAUUUAGCGCGUAGCUUUCUAUUUAGCAAACUUCUGGACAAAACCUUAUUCGCAUCGAAACUGAAAACUCCGCCGUGCUCCGCCGUUCACAGUCAAGUUCACAACAUCCGACGACUAAACCCCUAACACCACCUCUCUCUCAAUUUCUUAGGGGUUUUAUCCGCUGCAUAUACUAAGCAUGAGACCUCGCAAGGCAGACGCCUCCAAACCGCCGACCGCUAAGAAAACGCCGCCGGCGAGGAAAACCGCCACCAGGCCACAGCCGGCGGCUUACCCGCCGGACUUAGAAGUGGCCACUCCGAAAACCGUCGAAACAAAGCGCGCUUGUGCCGGCCGGGUGAAGCAGGCCAAGAAGAACGAAACGACACCGCCUGCUGAUUCGAAGUCCCCCAAACCAUCAGUAGCUGAGGGGACUGAGGGAUCAGCUGGUACUGCUAAGGUGGCACCGGCGGCGAAAGUUGGUGUGGCGAGAAAAGUACCUGCGAAAAGGUCGCCGGUGAAACUUAAGACAUCAGCUAAAUCUGUUUCACCUCUGACACCGAAAUUGGGGGGAUCGGGGAAGGGGGAACUAGAUGCAGUGAACAAGGGGCAGGCGGCAGAUGGUAGUGAUGUGGAAGUCACAGAGAAGAAACCGGUUGCUGAGAAUGUUGGGGAGUCUGCAAAGAAGGGCGAAAGCGUUGUGGAAGUUGAAGUAAGCACUGUUGAGAAUGUUGGAGAGCCUGCAACAAUCAAACAAACAAUCGUUGAAGUAAAAGUAAACCCAAAUGAAGUUGAAGAGGAUCCCGAAGAGGAAGAGGAUCCUGUUGAGGAGGAGGAUCCUAUCGAGGAAGAGGAUUCCGUUGAGGCAGUAGAAUCAGUAGCUGGGGAGAUUUCAGAGUCUUCUGAGAUAGCUUGUGAUAUAAAAGAGGGAGUGGAAGUGAUUGAGGAAGAGGGUCCUAUCAAGGAAGAGGAUCCCAUUGAGGCAGAAAAAUCUUUAGUUGCGGAGGUUUCAAAGUAUUCUGAGAACGAACCAGCUCGUGAUGUAAAAGAGGGAGUGGAAGUGAAAGAAGACCAUAAGGAGAAGUCGGAUAGAGUAGAUGUGAAAGGAGAUCAGGAGGAGUCAGUGGAUGAUGGAGAUGAAGUCGAGACCUGUGUUGAGGCUACUAACAAGGUAGAAAAUGCCAAAGAGGGGUUACAAGGAGAAGAUAUUGAGCGUGCUAAAGAGGUGUUUAAUGGUGAUGAGCAGAUGGAAGAUUAUGGUGAAAAAUUGGAUCUGGGAGAACAUGGAGAGGAGGAACUUCCUGAGGAUGAUGCAGAGGAUCCUGCAGAAGAAACUGAGAGAUUGGCUGAUGAACAUAAGGAAUUUACAGCCAUUGCAAAUGAGCGCAAGAUGAGGAAAGAACGUGAGAUAUUUCUUGGUGGGCUUGAUCGGGAUGCUGUGGAGGAAGAUGUGAGAAGGGUCUUCGACAGGAUUGGAGGGAUAGUUGAAGUUAGGUUACACAAGAAUCCUUCAUCUAAUAAGAACAAGGGUUAUGCAUUUGUGGAGUUUGAAAAUAAGGAGUAUGCAAGGCGGGCUUUGUCUGAAAUGAAAAACCCUGUUAUACGGGGGAGGCGAUGUGGGACAGCACCUAGUGAGGACAAUGACACGUUGUUUGUGGGUAAUAUAUGCAAUACCUGGACAAAGGAAGCUAUUAAACAGAAACUGAAGGAUUAUGGUGUGGAAGGUGUUGAGAAUAUAAAUCUUGUCCCAGAUGUUCAAAGUGAUGGGUUGAGCCGUGGUUUUGCAUUUAUUGAAUUCUCUUGUCAUGGUGAAGCUAUGCUUGCAUACAAGAGGCUUCAGCAGCCCGAUGCUAUAUUUGGCCACACUGAAAGAACUGCCAAAGUGGCUUUUGCUGAACCUAUACGUGAGCCUGACCCAGAGAUCAUGUCCCAAGUGAAGUCCGUAUUUGUGGAUGGGCUUCCACCUCAUUGGGAUGAGGACAAAGUUAGAGAGCAAUUUAAAUGCUAUGGAGAAAUCUUACGCGUUGUUCUGGCUCGGAAUAUGUCUACAGCCAAGCGGAGGGAUUUUGGAUUUGUUGAUUUCUCUACCCAUGAAUCUGCUGUGGCCUUUGUUGAUAGUAUAAAUAACAUAGGACUGGAGGAUGGGAAUUCAAAGGUAAAAGUGAAAGCAAGACUUUCAAAUCCUUUGCCUAAAACUCAGGCUGUGAAGGGUGGAAUGUGCGGUGGAUUUCGAAUUGGUCGUGGUGGUGGUAGUGGUAUCUUUCCAAGAUCUGGACGGGGUUUUGGUCGUGGUGGAGAUCAUUUCAACCGUGCAAAUUUCCAACCCAACAGACAUUUCUAUCGUGGUGGACGUGGUCAAACUGGCAGGAUGGGUUUCCAGAAUGAAUAUGACUUCGAUUACCCAUACGAGUUUCAUGGACGAGGGGGAAGAAGGGGCUCUUUCAGGGGUGGCCGUUAUGGAUUUGAUGGAGGUGCUCCAGUUGCUGCCCCACCAUCAAGACCCUACACAAAUCGACCUUGGCAUGAUGCCCCUGAUAGAGGCUAUGGUAUGCAUAUUCCUCCUAGGAUGCAUCCAUAUUCUCUAGGUCCAGGACACCUUGAUGGACCAUUCAUGGGGGUUCACUUUGAUGAUCCUUAUUUUUAUGAUGAUAACACACAUGGAAUAAAACGCCCAUUUCAUAUGAGAGACUAUGAUCAUGACUACUCGGAGCCUAGUAGUCGUCGCCCACGGUUGGAUUACACUGAUCCAGCAGCUUCGUUUCGAGGAAACCAUUAUAGGGAUACGUAUGGAGCUGGCAGCAGUGCCUACCCUCAUGAUUAUUAUGGUCCCGAAUAUAAUUCUGGUCCAUAUUCAUCUUAUUACGGGAGCAAUUACUCAUAUGGAGGUGGCCGCUACUGUUAGACUCAAGAACUUUUUGGUGUACUUUAUCAAAGACGGGCUACCGGCUUGCUGUUAGAAGUUGCAUAGUUUUUUCUCUUCUCUAUCUGCAUCUUUCUUUUCGUCCUUUUCUAUCUGUCUUCUUUACUUGUUAGUUGCCCAUUAAGUUAAUUUUUGGUAGGAUUUCCAAAUCUUUUCUAUUCGUAGUUUAGGUAGUCUCCAAGGGCCUUGACUUAGAAUCUAGUAAUUAUGUGUAUAGUGGAGGUCGAAAGAGACUUACCCAUUAGGCAUGGACAACUCGAUGAACUGUGUUGUGGUGGUUCUUUUGAAGUUAAGGUACUUGUUUCAUCCCUAUUCAUAAAUACCGACCCAGGCCAAUUAUUUGUUGAUUGCAGCUAAUUUUGUGGUUUAGAGAAAUCAAGUUUGGUGGUUUUAGAGAUGAAAGGUUUUCAGUUUAGGGUUUUUCCUUUUUCAUGGAGAUGCAAGGGUUAAGAUUAAACAUGCAGAUGAAGAUGAACUGACGGUUUUUUAUGGAGAGACAAUACGCAUGAAUUAUGGAGUUCUCUUCGAAAUAAAUGAGAAACUUGUAUGAUUAUAUUCUCAGAGGUUUUUCUAAAUUAGGGUAGGCUUCUAUAUGACAUUCUGAUGCUGGUGUGUAUGAUGUUACGUGGUUCUUUCCUCCAUACUGAAAUGUAGCUUGGGGUUCUUUUUCUGUAUUUAGCAUGGAUAUAGCGGCUCGCAAACAUUUUUGCCUUUUGUUAUGAAACUGUUCUGCCAGAGGUAAAAAUGUUCAAUUCCAUAAAAAAUUUAUCUUGUGGGAGAUCCCCUUGAGGUGGAAUAAGGAAUUCGUUUCUUUUCAGGUGACAACUAGUUGUUGGGCGAGUAGUUUUUAAGCUCCAAUAAACGAGUUUUUGUGGUUGUCGUCAAUAAAUUUGGACUUUUUUCUCUUUAGUUUUGACAUAGGCUGACCAUUUUAUGAUUUUUAUUCCUUCUGAAAAUUGAGGGCGGGAUACUUAAUGUGUUUGGUUCUCAAUUGAAGUUAAAGGUAUGUUAUCUGUAUUUUCAAAUGGGUAGUAGCUUAGGCUGUAUUUCGUUCUGAUUAUCCGAUUACCUUCCGUUAGGGCUUUAGAUUUUAUGAAUAUUGUGAUUGAUUAGGCAAAUGCUGGUGGUUUAUGAUGUUUCUGCUGAUUGAACAGCAUUACUUUUGGGUUCUUAAUUGAAGGUAGUUAGUCUUUGUUUUGUCAAAUGGGUAGUAGCUUCGGCGGUAAUCGGUUUUGACAUGCAUAACACUUCUCAUUAGCGGAUUAGGUAUUAUGCUGACUUGUCAUUGAUUGGUGUCAUGAACCGUGCCUCUUGUUGCAUAUCACAUAACAUUGGGAUUUUCUUACUAGCAGUAUACAAGUUCCAUAUCUGUUGAAAACAUUGAGCAUGCAGAAGCAUGGAUAACUGCUAACCCUAUAGGCUUUUUUGGUGUCCAGGAUCGGAUUGGAUUGGGUAACUCCCUAGAUGCAGUGUAUGUUGAAGAAAGAAAUGGAUGUAAAAUUCCAGUUUUUUUCUCGUAGUUAAAGGGUAGAUGCUGGAUUAAUCAUGAAAGAAACUUAACCCUCCCGAUCCUACCAGUUUUCUGUGAAUUAGUUUUCUUCUUACGAGUCCAUCUUUUACCUUCAACUUUGACAGAAUUUGGAAGUUGGCAUCCAUUCAAACAUACACUGAAUCUAGCGAGUUAUCCAAUCAGGUCCAAUUUUGAACACCAAAUGAGGACGUAUAGAAAGUCAGGAUCGAUGCUUGUCUCGGUACCAUAUGCUGUGUGAUUGAUUUUAUGUAUUAUGGUGCUAGGAUUCAUAUAGCCGACCCCACUUAGUGGGAAAAGGCUUUGUUGUUGUUGUUGUUGUUGUUGUUGUAUGGUGCUACUUUUCUGUUUGGCAGUCUCGAAUAAUACAUUGUGUCGUACAGAGAAGUUGAUCUCCAAAUCAGAAUAUUCUGAAGUUCCUCUGUCAUGUCAUUUGUUCUUUCAAUUUUGCCGAGUCUUUGCAUUGGACGGUCAAUUUGUAAAGACGUUGAUAGUUUAUAUCUUGUUUGUUAUGAUUUCACCAAAUACUCCGUUGUAUGUUA
This is a messenger RNA of Malus domestica (apple), 5011 nucleotides long. RefSeq lists its product as uncharacterized. Gene Ontology annotation, cellular component: nucleus. The record is from RefSeq and is a predicted model, not a curated record. Lineage: Eukaryota; Viridiplantae; Streptophyta; Magnoliopsida; Rosales; Rosaceae. Gene Ontology annotation, molecular function: mRNA binding.